AUGUCGAAUCCUGUCCCAGAGGUGGUGCUACCGAAAGGUGACGCCGACACUCCGCCAGCGACGAACAUCGCCGAGCAGCGCCCAUCGACGCCGAAUGGUACAGCAGGACCAGCGGAUGUGGGCAAGGCAGAGACGAAGGCCCCGGUCACCCCAACGAGACCACCACAAGUCAAAAAGGCGCCCGGAUCGACGCCUCGGUUGAAGAAAAAGGUGCCAUGGAGGGGCAAAAACAUAAUGGUUUUGCUUCCUCGAGAUGCAGAGCGAGGCCAGCGGGGCAAGGCUCCUAUUCCUCUCAGACAGCAUGAAGUUGCGAACAUGUUUAGGGAGUGGGAAGAGCUCGGAUACGACAUUCGUGGAUUCGACCUGAACGUCCCGCAAGAGUACUCGGCUCUCCCCGUAGAGCACCACUCUAGGAGCAGGGACGAGUGGCCAGAUGUCGAGGACAUCAAGAGGGAGCGGACCGAUCGUAAAUAUAAAGUCACACUGCCGGAUCUUGAAGCUUGGAAGAAAUACAUGAAUGAAUUGACCGAGGCCAAGCUCAGGGCCCUCGGCGUAUCACUCGGUGAUGAAGACCCGCCGCCGCCGCCUCCAUCCAUCUCUCCCAAUCCGAUUGGCCUCAACAGACGUGCAACGAUUACUCAGUAUCCCCCUCUGCCCUUCUCGCCGCCGGUUCCCACACCUUCGGCAUCAAGUGCUCAGGGGAUGCAGCAGUUCCCGUUCUCCGCACAGAAUACUGCGGGCGGUAUCAAUGCAGUUGCUUCUCCUGUCUCCUUCAACGGAAACUUCAACCCCCACCAGUCCCGGCAAUCCGUCUCGAUCCCGGCAAACCAGUCCCCAUUCGGGUUCAUGCCGCCUCAGCAGCAGCCUUCACCUAGGGAUGUGAUGUUCCAGCAGCAAGGAAUGCACCGUGUGUCGCCCUCCUUGUCAACCUCACCCUUCUCGCCUGGUGGGUUUCAGCCACCGAUGCUGCACCAAAGGCACCAGUCGCUUCAAUUCCCUCAACUACCCCACCAGCACUUCAUGCAGUCUGCUCGGGCCUCACCUCGUUUACAAGAACUACGUGAGGCGGACGAGGAAGAAGAGGCGAAGAGUGCAUCAAGGACACCUGAGCCAGCACCACAAAUUCGUCACAAUGCCAGCGACAGCCUCCAGAAGGAAAUCGAUGAAGCGGAGUAUCACUUGGAGGAACAGUUCCGCUCACAGCUUGAACACGACGAGGAUUACAGUCCGCACAACGAGGACGAGAAGAUCCACGCAGCUGCUCAAUCAAGCCAUGAAUCGCCGGUGCAGUUCGCGCCACAAGCACCGCGCUUUGAGGGUGCGGUCGAUAAGGAUCUCGUCCUCCAUCAUCCUCGACCUCAUAGUAGAGGCCAUUCGCUGUCUCAGAAGUACUUCGGAGAAGAUGAUAUGAGAGCCGGUUCUGGCAAAGGUGGCUUCAACAGCUUGAAGCCUAUACAAGACGACGACAAAGCUGACCGCGACGACGUUGACACGAAUCCAAGCAACCUUGGCACACCCGUCCUACCCAGCUUUGGAGACACGUCCCACGAGAGAAACUUUUCCACCAUGAGCAAUCCGUGGCAGGAUGUCCAGUCAAUCUCACGACGGCCGAGUCACAGUAGCAAGCCGUCCUUUUCGAAGCUCAACGUUGCAGCGCCUGAGUUCAAAUUCAACCCCACGAGCUCCUUUCAGCCUGGGCAGUUCAACUUCGGAAGCAAUACAUUCCAACCGGCUGUUUUCCAAGGAGCUUCCGCCUCGAACCCUCCGGACUCGGAUCACUCAAAUCAGUUCAGCCCUCCGGCAGGCCCUUCGCGCAAGAUCAACGUCAAUGCUCCAGUAUUUUCUCCCGGUUCCAGCGAAUUCAGCUUUUCUGCUGCCGGUGCGCCCACUUUCCGACCGAAUGCCCCGGCAUUCACACCUCACUCGGUGGCUGGCUCGGUGACAUCCCCGGUCCUUUCUGGUAGCGAGAGCGGUAAAAUGGCGUCCUCGAUAUUCGGCAGCAUCGACUUGAACAUGCCGGAAAUCAUGAAGCCUCCAAAGAAGUCCAAGGCCAUUCCUAUCGUUCGACCAGCUAGUCGCACGUCGAACAAGGAUGAACCAGCUCCUGCCGAGGACGAAAAUGGUCGCAUAAUCGACGAGACACGAGUCAAGAGAUUCAGAGGGGCAAGCGCUGAUGACGACGAGGGCUCUCGCUUGCUUGCAGAGCCAAGCUCGACAGUCCACACAGAAGCCAAGGGCGCGGAAGAGGAGCGCCCAGCCCGUGACUCUGGGAUUUCGUCGACCAUUCUCUCUGAUUCCACGGAUGCCAAGGACAACACUAGCUUGUCCGAAGUCUCUGCGGAGCACAAUGCGAAUGCCUGGACUCCGUUCGAGUUCGGGUCAGAAGCCGAGGUGUCAGCCUUCAACACAGCUCGGCCUUUCGGAGAUGAAGGCUUUAUGGCUCACGGCCACCAGAAAUCUCUUUCAGCGUCGGCGAGGCCAUUCAUUCCCGGCACGUCUUUCAUGACUGACGAUGAUUAUAAUGACAAGGAGGAUACCCCCGUCCCGGGCUACUUCGAACGGUCCGACAGGCGAUCUGAUAUGGAAGCUGAGGUCAGUCCUGUGGAGGAGGACCAAAGCGCUGAGGACGUGCCGCAGCAGUCCAUCGAGAGGGAGCCCUCACCUAUCAUCAGCCCUGCGGAGGAAGAGGAUCUCGGUGUUGAGACAUUUGUGGCCCCGUCUCCGCCUGUGAAGAAGGGUCUCGCUGCAAGCAGAUUCGCUGCCAGCCCCUCGCCGCCUAAAGGACUGGGUGCUUCGAAGCACGCCAAGUCACCGUCACCUGUUUCUGAAGUUGAGGCUCCUCACAGCCCGUUGGUGAGCGACACGCAACGAUAUUCGGCGUCUCCUGUUACUGCUGAAGAUCUAGAGGACACCCAGGACACAAUACCCCAGUCUGCGAGCCCACGUACGGAUCAGGAUGAGGAGCAUGGUGAAGCUGAAGAGCCAACAUUCGAAGAGAUCGAUGCUGUCAUGCAACACAUCAACGAGAAUGAUCCUGAUUUGGGCGUCAAGAAGAUGGUGGACUCGCCAAGAUGGCACCAACCAAGCCCAACACGACAUAUACCUGUCACUGCUAUCACCAGCGAGUCUCCUAAGCGCAACCACCCGCACUUUCUUCGCGGUGAAGCGCCAAGCCCGAGCCCUAGGCAUUAUCACUUGCCGCUUGGAGUGCACCCUCCUUUGCACACCACCGAAAUGCUGGAGAAUCCGUUUGUAGAUCCUCCGAUGAGCGCCCAAAUCUCUCGACUCAACACCAGUGAGAGCCAAGCUGCUAGUGACGAUUGGGAACGGGCGUUCAGCGAUGAAGAGCAAGUGAAGCUCGACUCUCGCGCCAAUUUCUUCGACGGAAAGGUCAAUGAGCUAGUUGGUGCUGCCCUGCAGUCGCGGCUCGAUCCUCUUGAAAGGACUUUGGAGGGAAUACAACAGGCUCUCGCGUCGCUGUCUGGUCUUCCGCCGUCGAGUCGCCGCGAACGACGAAGCGUCUCUGCGGAGAACCAAGAGAGCGAUGCGGAUGACGAGGAUGAUGAACCCGUUCCACGACGGUCAAUGAGCCCUCGCAGAGACAAGCGAAUGGAGCAGAUAAGAGUUGCUGUUCUGGAUGCAUUUGCUGUCCAGCAACGCAGCGCCCCUCCAUUGCCUCCCCUGCCGGGCAUUGCACAAGAUGGUGCAUCCGCGGAGAGCAUGGUCUCUAUCCUGAGGGCCAUGGAAGAGAUGAAGCAGCAAUUUAGCGAGUCCCUGCACCUCGACUUCCGGGCCGAAGACCUUCGAAAUGUUGUCGAGGAGGCAGUCGAGUCACGCUUGCCUCCCACCCCGCCCCAGCCAGUUGUUGUGGAAGGCCAGGACGAGUUGAGUGAGAAAUUCAACGAACUGCAAGCUCGUUAUGCAGAUCUGGAGCAGCGUAACCGACUGGAAGAAGCUAAGGCUUCAGCAGAAGCAUCUCGCGCAGCUGAACUCGAGAGACAGCUAUGGAAGGCUGAGACCAAGAUCGAAGCCGAGAUCAUGAACCGCAGCACUCAUGACCAGCGAUUCUUGGAUCUAGAGAGUAGACUGAGCAACCAAGAGGCCAUAAACGAGGCAGAAGUCCAACUUCGACGAGCAGCUGAAGACAGGUUAUCCGAGGUGCAACGUCUUCUGCGUAUUUCUUCGGAAGAAGAGGUACGACUAAGGGAGGCUCUCGAAGAGAAGGAUGAGAGGCUCAAGAUUCUCGAUGCGACCCACAGCAAGAACACUAUGCGCAUGGCUUUGCUCGAAGCUGCCGCCGAAAAUUCUGAGAAAGAGAAGUUCGACCUUGAGAAUCGUGUCAGUAUUGCUGAAGUGGACGUUCGAGAUCUGCGCCAAGAAUCAGCUCGAUGGAGGAGCGAGGCAGACCAGACUGCGCAGCUGUCCCAACGCCAGAACGACGAGUUGUACCAAGCGAUGGAAGAGAACAAGCAACUUCACAGGUUGAUUGACACUCUUGGUACUCAGCUGAACGAGAAUGAGCGACUUCGUGAUGACUGGAGGUCCAAGUUCCUCUCUUUGCAGCAAGACAUGGAGAAUGCCAUGCGCCAGAUCACCGAGGAGAACGCCCGCCGGGCCAAGAAGGAGCAAACGAUGCUUGCCAGACAAGAAGUUCUCGAUGCCAAGCUCCAAGCAGAGUCUAAGACCCGCGAGCGUCUGGAGACUGAACUCGAGAGAUUGGAGGCUGGUGAGCGUCAAGGCAUGAAGGCUGUCAGUGAGGCUAAGAGAUUGGACGCCCUCUUGGGAGAGAUGCGGACUGAGAACCACAAACUGCAGCAAAGCGCCAUGCGCUAUCAAGCAGAGUUCCAGGAAGCCCGUGAGUCUGGAGCACGGGAGAUACAACGCACUCGCGAAUCAAUGCAAGGCCAGGUCGAGGAUGCGAACAACCAAGUCAACGUGGUCCGCGAAGAACUCGAGGAUGAGAUUUCCCGACUGCGUGCGCAGCUCGACCAAGCCAAGCUUGAUGCUGACACCGUCAGGUCGCGAUACGACAUGGUCAUGGAAGAUGCUCAACAAAACAGGAAGGGCGACAUCGACGAGGUCAUACGCAAGCACCAGGACGAGAUUGAGGAUGUGCAGGCCCGAUUUGAACGACAACUCAACAACACUGUCGAGGACGCCCAGCGUGCCGAGUCCAACCUCCUCGAACGCCUCAGCAUUUCGACAUCCAAGUGUGAGCACCUGCAGGAUCGUGUUACUCAUCUAGAGGAGAAGCUCGACAUUGCUAGGGAAGCCGCACGAGCUGCAGCACAGGCAGCCAAGGCAUCUGGAGUUGUCUUGCCGCCUGUCUCAGCUCCUCCUGUCUCCGUCCCCGUCCCUGAGCAGCAUGCUUCGACCUCGCAGCCGCAAGUGCAGUCGCAGACGGCAGCCGUUGCUACAGCUAUGCAACUGCCAGAGAAGAUCUCUCCCCAGGCCCUCCGAGAAUCUAUCAUGGUUCUGCAAGAACAAGUGCAAGAGCGGGAGCUGAGGAUCGAAGAGCUUGAGCAGACUGUGGCCAAGCUUGACCCCGAAUCUGAUACGAAGAUUGCGAAGCGGGAUGACGAGAUUGUCUGGCUGAGGGAACUCCUUGGUGUGAGGCACUCAGAUCUGCAAGACAUCAUUACCGCACUCGGCCGAGACGACUAUGAUCAAGAUCGCGUUCGGGAUGCGGCCAUCCGCCUCAAGGCCAAUCUACAGAUGGAACAGCAGGAGCGCGAGAGGGCCAUGAACGGCGGAUCGGCCAUCAAGAUGCCUAACAUCGCGGCCAGUCUCCGGGAUGCCGCGACGCCUAGGGUCGCUCAAGCCGUCGGCCCGUUGGCUGCUGCAUGGGGUAAUUGGCGUAAAGGCGGCACCUUGUCCAACGUUGCGCCAUCAUCAUCAUCCGCGUCGGGUGCCAACCACGCCACGCCUAGGAAAGAUAGCCCUGGCUCACAGAGCAGCUUCCUCUCAGGUCUUCUGACCCCGCCGGCUUCUGGUGUCCGCCAGCCGUCGCCAUCUGGUCAACCGACGGCUUUCUCCAACACCGGUCGCCGCUUCACAGCUCAGGACCUUGCCAACCGGCCCAAGGCACCACCCCAGCGACAGGCUCAAAAAAUGCCAGCUCGAGGAGGGAGUCCAGCGCAAAAGCAGCAGAAUUUCCCAAGCGGACCACAAACACCGCCGAUGAUGCGACCGGCGGCUUAUGAUGAUGAUGCCAUGGCAGCCGACGACUUCGACGAUGCUGGCUUCUUCGACGAUGAGUGA
This is a messenger RNA of Diaporthe citri, 6261 nucleotides long. RefSeq lists its product as uncharacterized. The record is from RefSeq and is a predicted model, not a curated record. The transcript is spliced from 2 exons. Bases 1 to 6261 code for a protein of 2086 amino acids. NCBI's taxonomy places the organism in Eukaryota, Fungi, Ascomycota, Sordariomycetes, Diaporthales, Diaporthaceae. Gene Ontology annotation, cellular component: cytoskeleton.